This is a messenger RNA of Prorocentrum cordatum, 1014 nucleotides long. The record is from the annotation of a GenBank genome assembly. NCBI's taxonomy places the organism in Eukaryota, Dinophyceae, Prorocentrales, Prorocentraceae.
AUGGGGGAGGAGAAGCUGGAGAUCAAGCGCGACCUCAAGGAGCAGCAGCUCGACAACGAGGGCACCGUGGAGAUGAUACGAAAGCGCUUCGCGACGAGCCUCGAGAAGCUCCGCGAGACCUUCGAGGUGAACCACCAGGGCCUGCGGGAGCGCUACGAGGAGCAGGUGAACGACCUCCGCGUGGACCUCGAGCUGAGACGGAAGGUGGAGACGCACGAGGUGGAGGAACGCAAGAACCAGCACAUCAAUGAGCUCAUGCACAACCACCAGGAGGCAUUCGACGAGAUCAAGGCGUACUACAACGACAUCACGCACGACAACCUCCAGCUCAUCAAGUCGCUCAAGGACGAGAUCCAGGAGAUGAAGGACCGCGAAAAGAGCAACCAGAAGAAGAUGGCCAAGCUGACACAGGAGAACAAGGACUUGCAGAAGCCCCUGGAUGAAAAGCUGGAGAACUUGCGCGAGCUGCAGGAGAAGCUGAAAUCGCAGAAAAAGGACAAGCUUGCGCUGAAGAACCUGAAGGCGCACCACAAGCAGCUGGACGAGCGCACCACGGAGGCGAAGCAGGAGUUCCGGACCACGGAGGAGCGGUACCGGAAGCUCGAGAAGGAGCGGGACGACCUGUCACGCCGGUACCAGAAGGCCGUGCGGGAGAUCCGGCGGAAGGCGGAUCUUGCCAAGAACGUCGUGCUGGAGAAGAAGCUCGAAGGGCUCGUCGCCCAGUACGACGCGAAGCAGGCCCAGCUCUCGGAGGUCCUGGGCGCGGCCAACCUCGACCCGGCGGUGGUGGCGAACGUCACGCAGAAGCUGGAGCAGGUGCUCGGGCAGAAGAACAAGGCAAUCAACGACCUGAAGUACCAGCUGCACGUGUGCACCAAGGCCUACAACGACACCAUCCGCGUCUACGAGGCCAAGCUCCCCGCUCUUGGAAUCAAUCCGGACGAGAUUGGCUUUGAGCAGAUCCAGACCGACUCCUCCCUUAUGCCCGCCAGGCUCGUCACACAGGUCGGCUGA